This is a messenger RNA of Aspergillus terreus NIH2624, 2316 nucleotides long. RefSeq lists its product as uncharacterized. NCBI's taxonomy places the organism in Eukaryota, Fungi, Ascomycota, Eurotiomycetes, Eurotiales, Aspergillaceae. The transcript has 7 exons. The record is from RefSeq and is a predicted model, not a curated record. Bases 1 to 2316 code for a protein of 771 amino acids.
AUGUCCAAGCGUCAUAAAGACGGUGAAAACUCUUCUGGAACGUUUGGCACUUUGCUCAUCGUCCUCCCUUCUCCCCACAAAGGAGGCGCCGUGUCUGUGAAGCAUCGUUGCAAGAAGAAAUCCUUACCUAUCCUCGGGGGGACACAAUCGUAUGUUUGUUGGUAUUCAGGUGUUUCUCACGAGGUUCGCUGCAUUACUUCAGGAUGUCGAUGCGUCCUUGCAUAUAACCUUAGUGUGGAUCCUUCGAUGCCUCGUCCGUCAUUUGGUAUUGUUCAGGGACCUGAGAUUGGUAUACUCCGCGAUGCACUCGAAGGAUGGCUCCAGGCUACCCGAAAGUCGGCCGCUGUUUACUACACGCUCGACCAUGAGUACCCGGAGGACAAGUUCACUCUCGAAACCCUGAAGAAUAAUGAUAUGAGUCGUGUCCAAGCCCUGAGACAGCUCGCGUCGGAGCUAGAUAUGGACAUAUUCCUGGCCAUUCUCGAAAAGGAAACGGAAGGAACUUGCUCCACCGACCGUUUCUUCGGCUCGAAAAGAAUCUAUCCACUUGACGAAGCUCGCGAUAUCUAUUACAAGAUUCGUGACUUGGUUGAAUUGGAUGGUCGGCAAGUUGCGUGCGGGGUGUUCAUCGACGAAGAAGAAAUUCUAUCAAAAGACCGCUUAAACCAUAUCGAACCAAAACAUCAGGACGCUUUAUCCUAUCAGAGCGGACGUGGAGCGAAACUGUUACACCGAUAUGAGAUAGCGAUGGCCUGGGCCCUGAACUGGGAGCAUAGGAGUGAAGAAAGCCGGGACGUCUUGGACAAUGUCUUCAAGGCUGCUUUACAUUGGAAAGACCAAGAGUUCUUCGAACAUGCUGCUGGCAAGAGAGGAUGGCAUCCUUCUCCUCAAUUUUUUCAAUGGGCCAGGGAACGGGUUGCCACAGGGGAUGUGCCGUUUAAUUGUUUCAAGAGAGGCUUUUUAAAUGCAGUGAUGGCUAUACCAACACGAAAAACCCGAUUGCAAUCGAUUGUGCGCCUCGUUCGUCCCACUGAGCCAAUAUCGGACGAAGUUCGGAGCUGGCUACACAUGGUCUACCAUGCGGUGUCAUCAACCCCCAUUGGUUCCUCGCAGAAAUCGACUCAACAGAACGGAUACGAAUUAGCUGACAUUAUUGUGGAAUAUCGUGACUUUGACUACCUGGCAACUCAUUUUGAGCCUCUAGUGGAGAGCAAGCUGCAGGAGUUUCCUUUCAUCCUUGGUUUUAUGGCCGGGCUACUCCAGUACACAAUAGGCGGCGGAUUUUCUGAAGAAAGCUCCGACAUGUACGCAAGUCUUGCCGAGAAAUCUAUUGAGGCACUCGACAUUUCUGCUCUGGAGAGCGAUGGUCCUGCAUAUGCAGUGGUCAUGCGACAACCCCCGUACUUUGAUAAUGAAUAUGCACAGGGCCCAAAGCUAUCGGUGCAUGACCUCCUGAGACCACCGCGAGAAUGCGGGCCUGAGAUGCGGCGGAUUAUCACCUCGAUCCUGGCAGCCUACAUCAAUAUCUAUGUCGGCAGACAGCCAAUCCAAGAGACCAGCCUUGUUCGACAGCCGGUGAGAUGUCACUGUCAUGACUGCGAAAGGCUCAAUGACUUCCUCGGAGACCCCACCCGACGUGUUUUCGACUUGAGUGUGGACCGCCAGCGAGAAGGACAUCUAGCCCGGAAACUCCAGAAUAACCGCACUGACUGCAAGAUAGCCGCUUCAUUUAUGGGUCCAUCAUAUACAGUCAUUUUCGCCAAGACUUUCGAGGACAACCGAGCAAAGCGGGUCGACUGGUUCUUCAGAAAAGCACGAGCCAAGGGUCACGUAGCAGACUUUGGUCGCGGACCAUUAACUCUCAGGUUGGGAAGAGAGUAUACAGACAGGAUAGAGACAUUGAUGUCAGCCCUUGAAAGGGGUUCUUAUCCAGUGGGAGAACGGCCGCAUAGGACGUUUGUCGAGACAGAAACGAGGCAACAAGGGCGGCUGGAUGCCAGUCCCAGGACUCCAGGCCUUGGAUCUGGUGGUAGGAUCCGCGGGUCUGGAGAUGCUAUUGUGGGCUCGGAAGUCCUCAGAGAGACUGGGGCAAAUCAGCGACGCCCGUCAUCGGGCUUGGGACCCGGCGCGGGUAUCAAACGAGAGGCUCAAGACGAUGCCAUGAGUCCUGGAGGCUCCAGGACGAGAGCCCAUCCCUUCCCUAGCGGUCCGGGCUCCUCACCAGGGACGCAUAUCAAAGAGGAGUUCGAGCCUAGUUCGGGCUCGGCAUUGGCAAUGCACAUAAAGGAGGAGGUUGAGACCGAUGUCAUGGAUUGA